AUGGCUCAGCUUCCGACUAUGAAGCUGGAUGUCGACUACGACAAGCAGCAGACUGUCUUUCAGUCUUUCCUCACGGAAUUCAAAACUACCACUAUCACGGAAGCCGAUGCCCGUGAUGCCCUGUCGAAUCUGAACAUGGACGAUGAGGAGGACAUGGAUAUGAAUGACACUCCCGGUCGCCGGUCUACGCGAUCGGGUGGUGCCAGAAGACGAACUGGAAGGAGGCCGAGAGCUGCGGUACAGGAACCAAAGCUCAAGUAUAUGAUACAGUUGCAGGAAAUUGCAAACAGGGAGCGGGACUCAAUAACAAUUGAACUGGAUGAUCUCAAAGAGUUCGAGGAGGGGUUUGCUGCGGAUGAGCCGUUGAACCUGGUUUCUUCGAUAAACAAGAAUUGCGCACACUACAUUGAGAUCUUCUCGAGAGCAAUUGACAAAGUUGUUCCUCCAGAGACACUCGAAAACACAUACAACGACGAUGUUCUCGAUGUCAUUCUGACGCAACGUCGAAACCGCAAUAUCGCAGCUGCUGAUUCAACUGCGGACCCUCUCUCCCUUGACGAUGCCCCUCAGCUAUUCCCAGCGCUUCUUACUCGUCGCUACCAGGUCUACUUCAAACCCCUUACCCCCACUGGCGAUCAGGGUAGUAAAGCUAUGGCUGUUCGUAAUGUCCGUGGCGCCCAUCUAGGUCAUCUCAUUACCGUCCGCGGUAUCGCUACUCGUGUCUCAGACGUGAAGCCGACCGUUCUAGUUAAUGCGUAUACAUGCGACCGCUGUGGUUCUGAAAUCUUCCAAGAAAUCAAGACCAAGUCCUUUGCCCCACUUGUCGACUGUCCCUCAGAGGAGUGCAAGAGCAAUGAUGCACGUGGUCAACUCUUUAUGUCCACACGUGCCUCAAAAUUCCUCCCAUUCCAGGAAAUCCGUAUCCAGGAAAUGUCCGACCAGGUCCCAGUUGGUCACAUCCCCCGUACUCUAACCGUUCACGCUCACGGGUCUCAAACCCGCACCGUCAACCCUGGUGAAAUCGUUGACAUUGCUGGAAUUUUUCUCCCAACACCGUACACCGGUUUCAAGGCGAUCAAAGCAGGACUUCUCACAGAUACCUAUCUCGAGGCAAUGCAUGUGGAACAACACAAAAAGCAAUACGACGAUAUUGUUGUAGACCCCCGCACAGUCCGGCGCAUUGAGGAACUUCGUGCCGCCGGUAACCUCUACGAUACUCUUGCCAAGUCAAUUGCGCCAGAGAUUUACGGCCAUGAUGAUGUCAAGAAGUGCCUCCUCCUCCUUCUCAUUGGCGGUGCAACCAAAGAAAUGGGCGACGGUAUGAGAAUUCGUGGUGACAUCAAUGUCUGUCUCAUGGGAGACCCUGGUGUGGCCAAAUCUCAACUUUUAAAAUAUAUCUGCAAAGUUGCUCCUCGAGGUAUCUACACUACCGGUCGUGGUUCCUCGGGUGUUGGUCUCACUGCGGCUGUCAUGCGUGAUCCCGUCACCGAUGAAAUGGUGCUUGAGGGAGGAGCUCUAGUUCUUGCAGACAACGGUAUCUGCUGUAUCGAUGAGUUUGACAAGAUGGACGACUCUGAUAGAACCGCGAUUCACGAAGUCAUGGAGCAACAGACAAUCUCCAUUUCAAAAGCUGGUAUUACUACAUCAUUGAACGCGCGGACUUCUAUCCUCGCUGCCGCAAAUCCGUUGUAUGGACGCUACAACCCCAAAAUCUCGCCGGUGGAGAAUAUAAAUCUUCCCGCCGCCUUGUUGUCUCGUUUCGAUAUCCUAUUCUUGAUCCUAGAUACCCCUAGCAGAGAAAGUGACGAAGAGCUAGGACGUCACGUCACUUUCGUGCACAUGGAGAAUCGCCAUCCCGACAUGGAUUUUGAGCCAUUAACUCCGAGCGAGAUGCGGAUGUACAUUGCGCAAGCCAGGCAGAAGCGACCAGUCAUCCCAAAAGAGGUGGCGGACUAUAUUGUCGGUGCCUAUGUUAGCAUGAGGAAGAACGCCAAGAAGGCAGAGAGUGAGAACAGACAAUUCACACACGCCUCCCCGCGUACCCUACUAGGCAUAAUUCGUCUCUCUCAAGCUCUCGCGCGUCUUCGUUUUGCCGACCAAGUUGUUAUUGAAGACACUGACGAGGCUCUACGCCUCAUUGAAGUUUCGAAGGCAUCCCUGUACGGAAAGGAUGACUGGGACGAAGACAAUACCGUGAGCUCUAAUAUCUAUAACAUCAUCCGCUCGCUCGCUUUCCCAGGUGGCGCCGCUGGUGAUGGAAAUGGCGAGCUCAGUAUGAGGACCGUGAGGGACCGUGUACUAGCAAAGGGAUUCACGGAUGAUCAACUCGCGGAGGUGGUGGACGAAUAUGCUGCAUUGGAUGUCUGGCAGGUAGCAGGUGAAGGCACGAAACUUAUCUUUGUCGGGGCGGAUGACGAGGAAGCAAUGGAUGUGGAUAUGUAA
Molecule: messenger RNA, 2442 nt
Organism: Morchella sextelata
Lineage: Eukaryota; Fungi; Ascomycota; Pezizomycetes; Pezizales; Morchellaceae
Product: DNA replication licensing factor MCM7
Exons: 5
Coding region: 1-2442 (813 amino acids)
Biological process (GO): double-strand break repair via break-induced replication; DNA replication; DNA replication initiation
Cellular component (GO): MCM complex; nucleus
Molecular function (GO): ATP hydrolysis activity; single-stranded DNA binding; ATP binding
Source: RefSeq, a predicted model, not a curated record